This is a messenger RNA of Drosophila hydei, 7871 nucleotides long. RefSeq lists its product as uncharacterized. The transcript is spliced from 7 exons. NCBI's taxonomy places the organism in Eukaryota, Metazoa, Arthropoda, Insecta, Diptera, Drosophilidae. The record is from RefSeq and is a predicted model, not a curated record. Bases 502 to 7578 code for a protein of 2358 amino acids.
GUGUGUAUGUGUGUGAAUAAAUUGUACAAGAAAAUUUGUAAUUAUAAGUGUUGCAAAAUUAAAAUAUCUCAGCAUUGUCUAAUUCAACUGAAAUAACUUAACUGGCUUGUAAAGAUAUAGAACACGUUCAUAUGCAAGUGAUUUUGACUUCCGGAGACAACCAGUUGAAAUAACAGUUUGUGAAGCAUUGCAAGUUUGUGUCGAAUUUAAGAGCAGCGGCCUCUACAGUUUGAGACGCUGCCAAGAGUGCCGAUAUAACUUGCUUAUUUACAAUAAAUCGAUAGGUGUGCGUAAGCGCAGCCAACUUAACAGAAAAAUGUAGCUGCGAAGAAGUAGAAAAAUCGUAUAUGAACAAGGAAUAAAAGUUGAAAAUAAACAGAAAUACAUACCAAUUCCUCGGAAAGGAAUAUAUUCGCAAGUUAAAACCCUUAAGUCAAGAAUUGUUAAUUAACUGGGAGUCCGUUUAUAUUGACAUAUACAUACGAACAAAAUUGCAUCAGCAUGCCCGAUUCCGGCGACUGCAGCGAUGCAGAGAUGAAUCAGCCGUCUUGCAGCAGGAAGACUGUACAGAGUAAUGAUCGCGAAAAGAGAAAUCGUCGUGUAAUUAUGCGAAUAGAAUUUAAGGACUCGGAUGACACGGACGCGGAUGAUUCGUGUUCCGUUUCAAGUAAUGACAAUGAUGCCCCUGCCUCUGCUUAUGUGAGUGUGGGUGUUGACCUUGGUGCGCGGCUACCAGGCGCGUCAGCUCCCCAACCUUGUCGAAGUACCCGCAGUCAACAUGUUGUUCGGGACGCUAAUGUAAUUGGAGCUGCGCAUACAUCUGGUCGUCAGCUUCGAAGACGUGCUGAUACAAAACGUCUUCCGUCAGACAAUGAUCCAGACAGCAACAGUGAGGUCGAUGAACGUAAUACAAGAAAGCGCGAACGUGGAAGGAAACGAAAGAAAUUGGUCAUUUCCGAGGAUGAUAGUGAGGAUGAGAAAGGUAUUUCCAAUAAUAAUACCAGGACGGAUUCCCAACUGGAUCUUGAUGUCGGCUUUAGUUCGGACAGCAGCAGUAAUGAGUUAUUGGAGAAAUGUCCAAUUUGCUUGUUGACGUUCCGUCACCAAGAGAUUGGAAGACCAAUAACAUGCGAGCACAUGUUCUGUGCAACCUGCAUUGAGGCAUGGGCAAACAAUGUGCAAACCUGCCCCAUUGAUCGUCUUGCGUUUGAUAAAAUCGUUGUACUUGACCAUUUUGAGCGACGUAACAUCGUGCGCGAAGUUCGCGUGGAUCUGAGCAAAUCCAAAAAGGAGCUAGUGUUAGACGAUGAAGAAUAUGCUGCUGGUGCCAUGGCCAAUGACGACGAAUUGACUAAUUGCGAAAUAUGCAACAGACCGGACCGUGAAGAGAUAAUGCUUCUUUGUGACAGCUGUAACCAAGGUUAUCACAUGGACUGCUUAGAUCCACCUCUUUUUGAAAUACCUGCAGGUUCUUGGUACUGUGAUAACUGUAUUGAUUCGAACGAUGAGGAUGAAGACGAAGAGUUAGAGCUUGCCGAGGACUUGCACACGCUGUACGAGGACAUUCGUGGAAUGGGAUUGCCAGAGACACGUUUACGUGUACGCCAAGUCCAGCAGCCUCGAAUUCUACGCACUCGUCAAAAUGAACGUAUACGAGCAGCGGUCCUGCGGCAUACUCAGCCGGCCUCCUCGAGGCAGUCGAGAGCAGAAGCUCAGCUGGAAACUACAACAAUGACACAAACCACAACUCGAAGUAGUCGGAAUAUCACAACAACGAGAACCACACGUACCACAACAACAAGACGUAACGGCACAUCGCGACGACGACAACGACGUAGCCGACGAACACAUCGCACUUAUGUAGUGGAGUAUGAUCUCAAUAAUUUUGAUGAAAAGUUCGCAGUCAAGACUAGAAAAAAGGUCAUACGGCGUCGACGAAGGCGAAAAGUAACCCGUAAAAUAAAUUCGCAAAAUUCCGUCAGAAAUGUCGAAGAAACUACGCGAAUGUCGGCAAGCAGACGGUUAGCUGAACAGCUUGGAGUCAAAAUAGACGGAGUACGUGGGUCACAUAUAAGCGGCGGCAGCGCCUCAAGCUUUACGCUAUUCGGUAGUCGCAACGAUUUGGAGUAUUUUUCCGAUACCGACGAUGUGCUCGAUGAUAUGGGAGGUGAUAUUAAUAAUGACCAUUUUGCAUCAACUGCAGUUCAGACAUCAGUUCGAAAUUCUAACAUAGGUGCACCACGGAAUCGUAAAGCACUUCUUCAAGGCAAGGCACGCAUAGCAGCACCGAACCGCGGGUCAGCCUCUAGUGCCGCCAGUGAUAUAUUAUCCAGUAUAAUGGAACUGCAAGAUCGUUGGCAUAAUGCAUCUCGAAAUCUAAGCGAAGUCCAUAUUAACGCAGAUGGUACCCUGAAUUUACCGCAGAUGGCAACGAUAAUGAGCCAACCAACUAAACCAACUGAUGUAAAGAAGCCUACGGAACAUAUCACUCAAAUCCCACUUUAUCAGCGUGGAGGCUCCGGACCUAAUUUAGGCCGAGGUGGUACUGGCAACUACAACAAUCGCUAUAGUGGCAACAACACUCGAGGCAGCGGUGGAAGCGGUGGUAGCAGUGCAGUUGCUGCUAAUCAGUACCAACAACAUUCAACUGGCGGCAUGUCGAAUAACACUGAUAAUUCAGCUGCAGAAUCCAGUUACGGCAAUCAAAGUUUUAAUAGCAACAAUAACCCCAACAGCGGCAACAACAAUUCUACACCCAACACAAACUUUACGCCAUUCAACAUUCGCUUUAAUUCGACUAAUCAACAACAACGCAAUCAGAAUAUGCAGCAAUCCCGCCAAUCGUCAUUUUCUAGCGGCAUACGUAUGCCUUUAACGCCGGCUGCCGCCCCAUCUACAAGUUUUGCUCACAUAAUUCCCCAGCAGCAGCAGCGACAACUUUUUAGCGGCCUGCCCGCACCUAUUAAUGCACCCGUUCUCGGUGCUCGCAUAUCAAUGCCACCGGUAUUGUCAGUACCACCACCACCGACGCCACCGCCCAGCUUAUCGUGGAAUAGCUCUCUGUUUAAAAUAAAUACCGAUUACGGAAAGAAAACUGCUACUAAGAAAGGCGACAAUGUCGACGACGACGAUGAAAACUGCCCGAAUUUCUCCAUUUACUCACAGGAAUCGCAAGCAGUCGCCACAGAUCUUUUCGCGCAACCGCAAAAAGCCGCAGGGAACAUAGAUCAGGAUGAUGACAACAUGAAUGAAGAUUUAGUACAAUUAGAUGAUGAUGAAGACAUACCUUUGCCGCCAGAACCCCAUGCAACCGAAGCAGUCGCCAGUGGCAAUGAAGAUCACAAUGCUGCUAGUGACCUAUACGAACCGGAAAACCCAACGGGAGAACAGGAAGAGGACGAGAAGGAAAACAUACAAAAAUCCACCAAAAGCGAUAACGACAACGUCGAAGAAAGCAAUGAUAAUGUGGAAGGUAGCAAUUUGGACUGUGACUUAAGUGCAUCUGCCACCCCAGCUAACAAGGAACCCGACAAUGAUGAUGAAACAAAAGCACAGAGUACCCCUAGCCCUCUUAUCAAGGAUGGACGCUUGGCAGACCGGAGUAAAGGUGUUCUGGAACUGUACGAUGACAGUGAUUGGGAAGAGUUAGAUAUUGAUAGACCGAAAGAAUUUGAGAAGGCGCUCAAUGAAGAAAAUAUUGAGGAUGCACCUACUGCUAGAAAGAAGAAAAAAAACGAAGGCGACGCAACGCCGAAGUCUUCAAGCAGCGAAUCACACCAAGACCGAUCAUAUACGCCCUGUUUGGAUGAAAAGCACAUUGAAGAAGAUGCCGCGGCCGCUAGCCAAAACGAUAAAUCGGAAAUAUCAGGUGAAGCCAAGAAAAGCAAUACCAAAGCAUCUGAAUCUGUCGAAGACGAUGAGAAGCGCUUGGCCGGCAUGAAUACUGAACUCAUUUCCGAAGACGAAGAAUUAACCAAUGAAAACGAGUCAAAACGACGCAGUCGUAGUCGUAGUCGCCAUCAUAAUGAAAACGAUAACAAAGUUAGUAAAUCCAAGCGCAGUGCUAAGCGAGGCAAAGAAACUUCUGAGACAUUCAAGAAAAUAGGAAAACGCCGAAAAGACCGCAAUUACCGUGGGGAUAAACAACAUCAUCAGGAUCGUACUCAUUCCCGUCGUUCCCACUCUAACUCACCACGUUCUGUCACCCGCAGCUGCAGUAAUCGUAGUCCCGAUCACAGUCGCAGUCGUAGUCUUACGAGAUCACCACGCAGCCGUAGGCGUAAUACUCGGUCUAAAUCGUAUUCACGAUCAAGAUCGCACUCUCAUAGUCCUAAUGGUGGUCGUCAUCGGUCUACUUUUAGGAGUCGUGAAAAUGUUCGAGGAUUUGGUCGCGGCCGUGGCGGAGUACGAUACAGUUUUCGCAAUCAACAAUUUCAGCAUAGAACGUACCAGCAGCCCCACCAUCAAAGCCAAUACCAACAGCAGUACCACCAGCAUCAUCAUCAGUAUCAGAAUCAAAAUCAAUAUCAAUCGCAGAUAAAUUCUCAACGGCCUAAACGACGCGAGCUACCUCGCUAUGAUGUGCGCAAUGUCGUUAGUGCUUCGCGUCAUCACCAAAAGGAUCGUUAUGGCCGCGACGCAACUCGAUCUGCUAGAAGUCGUUCCAAUAGCUGUGAGCGGCGACAACAUUCGCGUAGUUAUUCACGAAGCUCCACGCGAUCACGCACGCGCUCAGUAUCACCGAAACGGUUUCGCAGUUUUAGUAUUUCGCCCUCUCCACCCUUAGGACAUGCCAGGCAUCAACAUGACCAAGACGUCCAUCGAAGAUCAAUGUCACCGAGUAGAAGGCGAUUUGAGCGGUCUGCGUCAAAUUCACAACCAUUACAAGCAGCGCAUCGUAACAGUCCGCUGCAUCGGAGUAAUAGCACAAUGUCACUGCGUUCUCGGUCUAAUACACCGACGCGAAUGAACGGCAACCGCAAUUUGCAGGGAGCAAAGAAUUCACCUUGCUAUUCGCCACGUUAUACCCCACGUUUAAGUCGCAGCCUAUCAAAAAGUCCAAGGAAAAAAAAGAAAAAGAAGAGUGAUAAGAAGAAGAAGGGAAAGAAACGACCAGCUAGCAGUAGUCCAAUGGGUCGACAGCGCCGUAUUUCCAGGCAGCGUGAUCCUUUUGACGAUGCCGAUGAUUUCCUUGCGCCCCAGUUGGGCAAGAAGUCGAAAAAAUCGUCAACGGGAUUACCGGCAAUGCAUUGGUCACCAUCUCCUACGCCCAGUCUUUCUGCCGAACAUCUUAACUUCAUUCACGAUAGCGGAGCUGGAAUAAGUGGUGAAAAGCCUGCUUCCUGGACACCGCCCCUGGGGUCUCCACAAGCGCCUGUUUCCCACUAUACUGUAAAUCCUCACCUCAGCAUGACGCCAGUAAUGGGGAAAAAAGUAAAGCCCAAGCGGGACAAAACCAAGAAAAAAAAGAAGCCGCUUGACAAGCAGCGCAAAGACAAAAAACGCAAGCGCCAUACCAUGACACCUGAACCGUUGCCCUCUAAGGAAGUAUUCGCCUCGGGCAACAAUAUUCUUGUCAGCGUUAGCUUCAACAAGGAAGCAACCAGCACCUUGGCAGCUUCAGCACAGCAGCAAACUGUGGUAACGUUGCCGCCGACGAGAGAUGAGUUCCUUGGAGGCCGGCGCAUCUCCACAGAUAGGGUGACCAGCAGUAGCGGCAUAACGAGCAAGAAGUCUAAACGCAAGCGGAAAAAACUAGAUGCCAAACCUGUAGCUAUUAUAGAUCUGGAGCGCUCACCAUUUCAAGUUCAUCAAGAGCCUGCCGAUGUCAUUGUGCUGACUGAUAGCGAAGAUGCAAAUGAUAACCAACUUGUGCUACGGCGCGACCGCCGUCGUAAUAGCGCUGCCUCGGCAACGGAUCACAGUGGUAUGAUGAGAGAGAAUGGACAACGUGAAAAAACGCCGUCGACGUGCAUGGAAACUAUUUUGGAAGCUUCAUAUGAUAAUCUGCCACAAACGACUGGUCCGAAGACACCACCGGAGCCACAUUUAGUGAAGUUCAAUUUACCCGCCAAAAAACAACACAAAGUGCGCAAUAAUCCGCUGCAUGACGAUGCCGACGAUAUACACUCUGCAGACGAGUUGGACACAGUUUGCUCUAUGCGUGGUGCUAUAGACGACGAACCGCAACAGCCACAUGCAAGCGAAGGCUUGAUUUCAGCCCAAAAGAUUGGUCCGAACACGCCACCUGAGUCGGGGCCUUGUUCUCCCGAUGCAUAUGAUCCAUUCGAACCGACGAAGUCACCCUCACUAUCACCGCGCUCCCCAACACCAACUCCUGCCCAGAAUCUUGAGCCAAUGACGUUACAGGCUUCCACUGGCGGUAGCGGAACGGUUUGCAGUGGUACGGAGAAAAUUGAAUCGUGUAAUCAGAAACACAACAGCCACAGUGAGGAUCUGGUGGACAUUAACAUAGGCACGCCGACACUGUCGAGCACUAGUAACCCAACCUCGCAAGCAAAUACGAGUGUAAGCAUUAAUCCAGUGGAUCUGGUCAUGGCGCUUAUGAAUAAACCAAGCAACAACAUUCAACAAGAACUGACUAAUAAAACCUGCGACGUAUCGUCGGCAUCGUAUCUCAACAGUACUACAAUGAGCACAGCGCUGGCGGCCUCUGCUGCCGACGAUAAGCUUACCGAUAAUACAAUUACAGUUUUGUCAAAUGUCCUGCUUACAAGUAGUACUACUGUGUCCGCUUCGCAGCACAUACCUGUUAUUUCUAGUCCGCCAACGACACUAGUAAGAAAAUUAGGAACCCUGCCCAAAGCGGGAGGUAGCGUGGCUAGCAGCAACAGUGGUAUAGCGAACCUGCCAUCAAGUAGUGGCACCAUACGUAACGGCAACACCGGUGUUAGUGGUAUAGCCAAUGUGCUGGAUGACUCUUUUAAUAUGGACAUCGAAAGUCCAUACUCUCCAGGUUCAGCAGACUAUGAGGACCUAUUUGAGCCCCCGCCGGAAGGUGGUAAUGCAAUCGGAUCAAAUAGACGUUCGAAAAAUAGUGUUACAGGUAAAGCGGAGAUGUUUGACAAUCUUUUUGGAAGCAGCUCUCCAGUGGGCCAGCAUCGAAUGUCAUCACGGUAUAAUAAUUCAGGAGGAAGAAAACCGCAACGUGCAAAUAACAAAAACGAACGCAAAUCAAAAAUCAAAGGAAACAAAUUAGUCGAGGAGCACGUAAAAGUGUAUGACGAUUUGCCCAAUUCGGCGGUUGACUUACAAGUCAAGGAUAGGUUUAUACGGAAGUUAAACCGCCAGGAACGUGUUGUUGAGGAAGUAAAAUUGGUAUUGAAACCCCAUUUUAAUAAGAAAGUAAUCACAAAAGAUGAUUAUAAGGAUAUCAUGCGACGCGCUGUACCAAAAAUUUGCCACAGUCGCUCUGGUGAAAUUAAUCCCCAUAAAAUCAAAAACUUGAUUGAUGCAUAUGUAAAGAAAUUCCGCGCUAAGCACAAGAAGUUGAGUCUGCUUAAUACCGGGCAAGUGAGCAGUGCUGUCAAAUGUGCUGCCUAUUUAAAAAAGCUAUAAGCAAAUGUGGGGAGAGGAAAUGCGUUUUCUUCACAAUCCAUACAAUUAUGUUCGGCAGCCGCAUGCAUUCCUACACCUCCAUUAUUCACAAUCGCCGCCCGUAAGCGCAAAUACAUAAAUUGUCAUUGCUAUUGAACUUUAGUUAUUAAGUCAAUUUUAGGUUAUACUACGAAUGAUUUUAGAGAUUAAGCCAAUACAGAAGUGAAAAUAUAUAUUAAGCAGUAAACUCGUCUAUUUUAGUGUUUUUGAUUGCGCCCAACUCAGUUAAAUGAAACAAAUUUAUUUGAUUAAUU